Messenger RNA from Cuscuta epithymum, 2393 nucleotides. Lineage: Eukaryota; Viridiplantae; Streptophyta; Magnoliopsida; Solanales; Convolvulaceae. The record is from the annotation of a GenBank genome assembly.
GUUUCUUCUCACUUCAUAUAUACUUUAUACGGAGUAUUUCUUAAUCUAUUGUAUUUAGAAAUGGCUAGUGCGGAUACUGCCGUUCUCGUUCAUUGGAAUGGCUCUAUGAUCACAAAAGAUAAUGAAAUAGAGUAUUCCACACAUCCUAAGGUAGUAUUGUUCAUUAGCAAAGGAGAUGUUUUUAACACUUUGUACGAAGGUGUUCUAAAACACAUUAGAGAAGACGGUUUUUCUGAAAUAAAAUCUAUUUAUGGAAAAAUGCCAAAAUUUCAGAAUUCGGUCUACGUUGCUUCUAGAGCGUGGCCCAUUCACGAUGACCGGUCAUGGAUUUGUUUUUCCCGAGUCGCUUUUCAAGAGUACCAAGAAUUGCAAAUUUUCGUGGAUGCUAUAAACAACUCUAUGCCCCCCUCCCCCCCCCCCCCCUCCCCCCACAAAAUUUGAGCUUCGAUGAAGUUGUUACAAAUACUACCUCUACGUUUUGCGAUAUUGGGAAGGGUCAAUCAUCAACAUAUGGCCGAAGAAGCAACACAUCAACUUUUGUGGACUUCCAAUCCCCCGUCACAAACUUGUCUGAAGAUUCGGACGAUCCCGACUUUGAACUACAUAGUAAUGAUGCCGAAUCAUCCUCUGGAGAUGAUAGGAAUGAGGUAGUAGAUAUGACAUGGGCCACUCUGCAGAUACACGAACCGUAUGUUGAUGCUGACGAACCGUAUGUCGAGAUUGUAAAUCGUGCUUCUAAAACGAUUGCAGUCGGCGAUAAAUUCAAAUCCUAUGACGAAUUAAAAGAAGUUGUGGCCCGAGCAAACAUUCGUCAAAAGUCAUUUUUCCAGUCGGUUGACAAACGUCCAAGGUCAUGGAAGGCUGUGUGUCUCUAUCCGGCGGAGAAAUGCUCGUGGCAUAUCCAAGCAGGAGCAGACGAAAACUUACUCGUGUGGAAGGUAAAAAAAUACCAACCCGUCCACACCUGUAGGCCUGAUUACACCUUAGCUCGGGAUGAUAAGAACUUAACAAGCAAGCUCAUCGCAACUGAGAUAGGUCCUAAAGUGGAGGCAGAUCCGGACUACAAAAUCAAACUCAUAAUUCUAGACAUUUAUGAGAAAUUCCAAAUCUAUGUUUCAUACAAAAAGGCUUGGUAUGGGCGGUUGAUUGCUUUAGAGCGCAGAUUCGGUAAUUGGGAGACAUCAUAUAAUCAAUUCCCUAAAUUGUUUCAAGCAAUAACAUAUGCCAAUCCGGGGAGUCUUGUUCAGAUUCAAUCACAACUGACUGAAACUAAUGAGACAUGAAUUUUUUCGUGCAUUCUGGUCAUUUAAAGCUUCUAUUGUCGGUUUCUGUCACUGUCUCCCUAUAGUCUCUGUUGACGGAACACACCUGUACGGCAAAUACAAGGGUGUUCUCCUAGUUGCAGUGGCCAUGAACGCUAAUCGUGAGAUAUUCCCUCUCACAUAUGCUGUUGUGGAGAGUGAGAAUGCCAAUAGUUGGUCCUGGUUCUUGCAAAGCGUUAUGGAAGGUGUGGUCGGACUUGAUCGUCCAGUUUGUAUAAUCUCCGACCGACAUGCAGGAAUCGAAAGUGCAUUUCGUAAUGUUCCUGAAUUGCUAUCGUCUCAAGUGUCAAAGUGUUAUUGCCUCCGUCACAUUCGGAGCAAUUUUAUGACGAAAUUCAGAAACACAGAAUUGAAAAAGUUGUGCUGGCAAGCCGGUAGCACUCCUAUUCGCAGCGAAUUCCAUGACUACGUACAUGCAGCAAAUAAGGGGCAUCAAUGCAAGUGCCUUUGCAUAUUUAAAUGAAAUUGAUGUCGAAAGGUGGGCACUUAGCUAUGAUGAUGGACGGAGAUACAGCAUACUAACGACAAAUCUUUCGGAAAGUUUUAAUCAUGUGUUGAAGGGAUGUCGUACUUUGCCAAUCACUGCACUCAUAAAAGCAACAUUCGAUAAAGUGGUUCAACUCUUUGCGGAUCGACGCAACACUGGACUUAUGUGGCACCAAGCAGGGUAUUUGUAUCCGCAGAACAUAUGGAAAGAGCUUGUAGAGCGUUCGCAGCAAAGGCACUCUUGUACAUGAACAUGAUUAUGAAGAAGAUGAGGAAGAGGAUGAUGGAGAUGAAGGCGGGGAGUCACCUGAUCAUUCCUGGCCGGGGUUAUAAUAGGGAAGAGUAGAUAUAGUUUUCUUAAAUUUAUUAUUCUAUGUAGUAUGUACACUUUUAGUAUCUCAGUAGCCCGGGUUUCUUGUAGCCCGGGUUUUAUGUAGUCGGGUUUUUGGUAGCCCUGGUUCGAUCCGGGUUCGGGUUGGGUCAGUUAAAGCCCGAACUUGGAAUAUUUCAUUGGUCUUUUAUAUUUUAACACCUAAUUUCAAACAAAAUUAAUAAAAAAUACAAAAAAAACAAAGAUUAGUUUCC